Molecule: messenger RNA, 1092 nt
Organism: Prunus avium (sweet cherry)
Lineage: Eukaryota; Viridiplantae; Streptophyta; Magnoliopsida; Rosales; Rosaceae
Product: ras-related protein RABA1b
Molecular function (GO): GTPase activity; GTP binding
Source: RefSeq, a predicted model, not a curated record
UUGUUGUGGUGUGAACGAGGAGCUCAUGUUAUUUACAUGGAGGUGCCCUCACUGUACAACUUCCUUUGUCAUCAAGUUUCUGGCGCUUUUUUUAAUUAAAAACACUUUCUUACUUCCCACUACACUGUGCACCGAAAGCUCCAGCUCUCAGCAAACCUCUCUCUCUCUUUCUCUCUCUCUUUUCUAAUUUUAACAGCAAAAGUUAAAAACUGCAACAAUGGCUGGGUACAGAGCUGAUGACGACUAUGAUUAUCUCUUCAAGGUGGUCUUGAUUGGCGACUCAGGGGUGGGCAAGUCCAAUCUGCUCUCCAGGUUCACCAAGAAUGAGUUCAACCUCGAGUCCAAAUCCACCAUUGGGGUUGAGUUCGCUACCAGGACCUUGAACGUUGAUGGAAAGGUCAUCAAAGCUCAGAUUUGGGACACUGCUGGCCAAGAAAGGUACCGUGCUAUCACUAGUGCUUACUAUCGCGGGGCUGUGGGUGCACUCCUUGUGUAUGAUGUUACUCGCCAUGCGACAUUUGAGAAUGUUGACAGAUGGCUGAAAGAAUUGAGGAACCACACGGAUUCCAACAUUGUUGUGAUGCUUGUUGGGAACAAAUCAGAUCUUCGCCACCUUGUAGCUGUCUCAACUGAAGAUGGAAAGUCCUAUGCUGAGAAGGAGUCACUCUACUUCAUGGAAACAUCCGCACUGGAAGCAAAGAAUGUGGAAAAUUCCUUUGCUGAAGUUCUGACUCAAAUCUACCAUAUUGUGAGCAAGAAGGCGGUCGAAGGAGGAGAAAAUGGAACAGCUUCUGUCCCAGCAAAAGGAGAGAAAAUAAAUAUAAAGGAUGAUGUGUCUGCUUUGAAGAGAGUUGGGUGCUGCUCAAGCUAGGCCUGGUAAACAAAACUUGAUUGAAUGAAUAUGGCUUCUCUGUACUGUGUAAUAUUUUUCAGAGGGAUACAAACUAGCGGAUACCAAAACACGAAAUUUUUCCCUGAGUAAGCUUAGCUCAUAUUAUCCACAAUUAGCAACAAUCCAGUGGAUGCUGAUUAGCACAUUUAAAUCGCCUUUCAGCAUCAUCUAUGCUUUUAAAUCUAUUUUUACCCAGGAUA